Diospyros lotus (date-plum) is the source of this 3276-nucleotide messenger RNA. RefSeq lists its product as uncharacterized. NCBI's taxonomy places the organism in Eukaryota, Viridiplantae, Streptophyta, Magnoliopsida, Ericales, Ebenaceae. The record is from RefSeq and is a predicted model, not a curated record. The transcript has 3 exons. Gene Ontology annotation, molecular function: nucleic acid binding; zinc ion binding. The coding region runs from base 1 to 3276 and encodes 1091 amino acids.
AUGGUGGAUCAAGUGCUGCUGUCACAUUGGGCAAAUAGGAUCGAAGCUCGAGGAAACCCGCAAAAUGAGGACAUGAAUGUGUUUUUGCUUGCAAUGGAGGAAAUUAUUGAUGAUGUGCCCCCUAGUUACCGACAGAUGGUAGAUUUAUCAGAGUUUCAGAUCGGAUUUCUUAUUGACCAGCUGGAGGGGGAAUGGAAGACUUUUGCGCAAUGGUUAUGGCAGGACUGGGAAGACGACUCUCUACGUGAAUUCUGCGCAAGAAUGCGGAACGAGCAUCAGGAUCUACUCGGGGACGUUAUGGAUGAGGAGGAACAGGCAGAGAUUGCUGCAAAUCUCGCGGAUGAGGUCAUAGAUAUUAGCUCUGAUGAGGAAUCAGAUGAGGAAUCUCAGGAAGUCCAAGAUGAUGACGAAGGACCCCCGGUAGCAUCCGACAGUGACGGGGACCACAAGGAGUCAUGGAUGGUGAAUACACGAAGGCUACGGGACGCAGCUCAUGACGUAAGUGGAAGAAGAGAAGGAAAUAAUCUCGAAGAUCAGGAUGAUCGCAGGAAUCACUCAGGAGGGAACAGAAGAUACGUCGGGGAAUCGAGCUCCAGUGAGGACCGAUUUGAGCGAAUGGAGCGAUUUUUAGAAAAUAUGCUAACAUACGUGAGUCGAGAGGAGCCUACACGGCACACGACCACAGCUUUGGAGCGAUACCGACAUUUGAGACCCCCUGUGUUCAAAGGAAGGACAGGCGAUGAUCCUAGCUCAGCCGAGUAUUGGCUGGAGCAGACCGAGAAACUACUUCAACAUCUCCAAUGCAGUGAAGAGGAGAAGGUGAGGUGUGCAACCUACACACUGGAAGAAGAAGCAGGUCGGUGGUGGCAGUCUACCGAACGAUCAUUAAUAAGGUCUCAACAGGAGCGUGAAGCUGAGAAUGAGGAUGUACCAACCUAUACUUGGGCGGGAUUCAAGGAGGAGUUUAACGCCAAGUAUUUUUCCAAGAGUUGGAAGGAAGAAAGAAUUUGGGAGUUUAUGAGGCUCAAGCAGACAGGAGAGAUGACUGUGAGUCAAUAUGAUAAUCGGUUCAUUCAACUGAUUAAGUAUGUACCCAUGUAUGAGACUGACGAGAGUCAGAAGGCACAAAAGUUUGUUUCAGGACUACAAGAACAUCUCCAACAAGUUUUAAGUGGAUGGGACGUUGAAACUUACAAAGAAGCAUUGCACCGAGCUUUGACCAUUGAGAGAAAUCUGACACGAGCCAAGAUCAUCAAGACAGAGGAAGGAAGUAAGAGCGGUAAACUAGGCAGUCCGACGACUCAACCAAGGGAUGACGGGAAGUGUCCUCGAUGUAAGAGGAAACACCCUGGGAAGAGAUGUGUCUUGCGGUGCUAUGGAUGCGGCGAAGAAGGUCACAUUGGGAGAAAUUGCCCAAAGAUCAAAGCAAUGCCCCAGGUUGGGAAUCAGGGAAAGGUGGUGUGUUACAAUUGUGGUCAACCAGGGCAUAUCUCGCGCGAUUGCUCAAAAAGACAGAAGAUGGAACCACCGAGUGGAAGUGCACAAAAUGUUCGUCCAGGCCGAGUGUACAAUCUGACUUGUGAGGACGCUGAGGCCGAUCCUGCAGUUAUUGAAGGUACACUGUUCUUUUCGAAUAUUCCAGCUCAUGCUUUAAUUGAUCCAGGUGCUACGCAUUCAUUUGUGUCGCAUGCAUCAUUAGAAGGUUUAAAAUUAGAACCUAAGGAAUUGGGUUAUCAAAUGGUAAUAGCCACUCCUAUGGGUUCAACUCUAAGAACUGCAGUAGGGUGCCGCGAGUGUAUUUUUAGUAUGGGAUCGGAAAGUUUUAAGAUUGAUUUAGUGGUAUUAGACAUUCAAGAUUUCGACAUAAUUAUCGGUAUGGAUUUCCUAUCGCUACAUGAGGCUAAAAUAGAUUGUAAGAGUAAGACCGUGAGCUUACCCAAGCUUAACAGAGAAUGGGUGGUGUUCCAGGGUCAAAGUAGGAAGACUAAGAGAGAAAAUGGCGUGAUUCUGCACACAUUGCAAUCAGCCAAACCCGAAUCAGGAAAGAAAAGUCUCAAGUUGGAAUCAGUGAGGGUCGUGAAUGAGUAUCCUGAGGUAUUUCCUGAGGAAUUACCAGGAUUACCUCCCCAAAGAGAAAUUGAAUUUUCGAUAGAUCUUAUACCAGGUACACAGCCAAUAUCCAUACCUCCGUACAAGAUGGCCCCAGCUGAGAUGAGGGAAUUGAAGGAGCAAUUACAGGACUUGACCGACAAAGGAUUUAUCAGACCAAGUGUGUCACCCUGGGGAGCUCCGAUAUUGUUCGUGAAAAAGAAAGAUGGUACCCUACGUAUGUGUACUGACUACCGACAGUUGAACAAGGUAACUAUAAAGAAUAAAUAUCCUUUGCCUAGGAUUGAAGAGUUGUUUGACCAACUCCAAGGAGCUAGAGUAUUUUCUAAGAUAGAUCUUCGGUCUGGGUACUAUCAAAUGAAGAUCAAACAGGAAGAUGUGCCCAAGACUGCGUUUCGGUCACGGUAUGGUCACUACGAAUAUCUAGUGAUGCCGUUUGGAUUGACCAAUGCACCUGCUGCAUUUAUGGAUUUAAUGAACCGAACGUUUAGACCAUACCUGGACAAGUUUGUAAUAGUGUUCAUAGAUGACAUUCUGAUAUACUCUGCAAGUGAGAGUAAUCAUGAAAAACAUUUAAGGAUAGUCUUGCAGACUUUAAAAGACCACAAAUUGUACGCCAAGUUCUCGAAAUGUGAAUUUUGGCUUACUCAAGUAGCAUUUCUUGGACAUAUAAUUUCUGCAGAAGGUAUAGCUGUCGAUCCAGCAAAGAUAGAAGCAGUUCAAAAAUGGCAAGCACCUAAGACCGUUGGGGAGAUCCGAAGUUUUCUUGGACUAGCUGGAUACUAUAGAAGGUUUGUAGAAGGGUUUUCAAAGAUAUCGGCUCCACUUACUCGAUUGACGCAGAAAGAAGUUAAAUUUGAAUGGGAUGCUAAAUGUGAGCAAAGUUUCCAAGAACUUAAGGCACGAUUAACCACGGCACCGAUUCUAGCAAUGCCAACGGAGGCAGGAAAGUUUGUGGUGUAUAGAAAGGCGAACAUAGUUGCAGACGCUCUUAGCCGAAGAAGCUCCGAAAUUGUGGCUAACAUGAUGAUCGAGGAAUUUAGCCACCUAACAGUAGGUGUUAAGCCUAAACCAAUCAAGGGAUAUAUGGCAAAUCUGACAAUUCAACCUGAUGUGGUGAAUCAAAUCAAAUCAGCUCUUCAGUCAGACACAAGAAGAAGUCAGUAG